AUGAAUAUGGAAAUUUCACUUUUCAGUAUAUUCACGGCUGCGCUACAUUCGAUAACGGCUCUUUACAAGGAUUCAUGCGGAUGGCUUUUAACGCAAUAGAAUUUCUCAAGUUUGACCUGGAAACUGGAAAUUACUCCUCAGAGAUAGAAGGGUACCAGGAAGUAGCAAACCAAUUAAACUCUGACCGGCGACUUAACAAAAUCAUAAUGUACGAGCUGAAGGUGCUUUGUCCAAAGGCGCUUAAUCUGUCCCUGCAUUACGGAAAUCACACCAUCCAUAGAAAAGAAAAGCCAGUUUUGAGAGUGAAAGAUACAAUGGAAGCUAACAGCACCACAGUUCUGCACUGCAGGGCAUAUGGUCAUUACCCAGCGGGCAUCUCCAUGACUUGGGACAGAAAUGGACAGCAAGUCAUUGAAGAAGAGGUGGAGAGGUUGACUCUACCCUUACCUGAUCAGACCUAUGUGUCCUUUCUCUCUGUUAAUGUCACCCCAAUGGCUGGGGACAUUUACACCUGCAAGGUGACCCACAGCAGUCUGCAAACACCACUUACUUUUCAAUGGGAAGUAUCUGGUUUAUCUGAGGAUGAUUCCAGUCAUUACAGAGGUGACAUAUCUAGUGGAGCAGUGAUUGCCAUCUCUCUCGCCGUUGUUCUGUUAGUCUCUGUUACUUUCUUUAGCUUUGUCAUCUGGGAGAGCAACAGAAGAGCCAGAAUGGUUGGAGAGAUUUUUCACAAUGCAUCUGAUGCUUGAAUCGUUAAUUCUUUACAUGAUAAAUGUAAUUUCAUACAAAGGAUGAGCCACGUCAUGGACACUUUUGAUCUACUUUUUUAUUUAAGGGGACACUGUACUCGAAAAUGUCAUCUAUAUGAGCGAACAGCAUCCAGGCUGAUUUUGUUUAUGUUUAUUGCAUGCAACAAGUAAAAUAUUUUUAAAUAAAACGUGACCCUAAUACAGCUGUA
Molecule: messenger RNA, 958 nt
Organism: Bombina bombina (fire-bellied toad)
Lineage: Eukaryota; Metazoa; Chordata; Amphibia; Anura; Bombinatoridae
Product: major histocompatibility complex class I-related gene protein-like
Exons: 4
Coding region: 75-749 (224 amino acids)
Biological process (GO): immune response
Cellular component (GO): external side of plasma membrane
Source: RefSeq, a predicted model, not a curated record